UCCGGCCGGCUCGGAUAUUGGGCAACUGGACAUUGAUAUCAAUUUACUUUGUGGUGUGCGACCCUCAAAGCUUGUCAGUGUUGUGCAGGCCUGGUCGGAUUGCGAGAAUCAGCUGCAUGAUCUUCGCACAGAAAUCUUUUGCAGCUUAAUUUUACCGAGUUUUCCUCUGCAUGGAAAUUCUGAGAAGCCAGUCUGAGUAGACUUGAAAGCAUUUUCGAUCCCAGGUAAUGGCUCCUGAAAUAAGAUCAAAAGAAGCGAAGUUAAAACGACUCUCCGGGCAAUCUCUCCGUCAGAGGAAAAAACGAUGGCUUUUCACUGGAUUGAGAGCAGAGAGAAACCUAAACGGCUCCGUGCUGGUAUCAGACAGGGGUUCCAAGAUGUACCCAACCGGCUCAAAAUCUGAGGACCGCAAGUCAUUUCUAGAUCCAGAAGAGAAUGAAUUAGUGGAAGUCGAUCUUGACGAUCCCUGGGUGAGAAGGGAAGAUUAUAAACCCAAGAAGUGUACUCACGUUCAAGAUCUUCAGCGAUACUCACCUGAACGUGCUGAAGACUCCCUUUCAUCCGAUACCGUGCUCCUAACAGACGAUAAAGGAUCUUACCUUACAGAUGAUCCCCCAGUAGAGGUUAAAAGCUACAAAAGACGUUUUUAUAUCCUGUUGUUAUUCUCUGUGAUAAGUUUUAGCCAGUACUGCGCGUGGAACACGUAUGGGCCAAUCGCUACUACCGCUAAAAUGGUUUUCAAUUGGACGAACACAGAAAUCGCCUUCUUGGCUAGCAUGGAUCCUAUCACCUAUUUAUGUUCAAUGUUUUUUUUCUCCUGGUUGAUGGAUGAGAAAGGACUAAGACGGAGUGUUCUUAUUUCUUGUGCGUUUAUGUUCGUUGGAACAGCAUUAAGAUGUGUGACGUCAGAUCCGUCCUACGCUAUCUGGUCUAUGGGCGCUGGUCAACUGUUAAAUGGUUUGGCGGGUCCUGUCACUCAAGCUGCGCCCACGCUCCUGUCAUCAACUUGGUUCCCAUCUGAGCAGCGGACUACAUCAACAGCGGUUGCGGCGUUGUGUGGGUCGCUAGGUGUUGCCAUAUCUUUUGUGAUAGGCCCAUUAGUUGUCACAGAUGUUAAAUAUGAGCUGGAUAAGUUGAUACCGGAUAGAGGCAACGUGUCGAAAAAUCUCAGUGAUACUUUAGAUUUGUACCUCAAUGGAAACACUUUAUAUUCAGAAUCUAUAUACCGAGAUGCUAUGUACUAUUGGCCUUUGGACAAUCUGAACAUCAGCAUUCAAAAUGUCCAGUCCAUCAGAAAAGACAGGAAGGAAAAUAGCACUAAUUUACGAAAUCCUGACGAUUAUAGGAGAGUUACAAUCAACAAAGGACUCAGGGAAUUUAAAACGAACAAGGAGGGACUUUUAUUCAAUGAAUGCACCACUGAACAAGGUGUCGUCAAUCAGAGUUUAAUGACUGACGGUAAAAGCGCUUGGGUAAAUCUUGGCCCUUUUAUAAACACUUGUGUGAGUGACCCGUCCCUGUGCCCGAAUGGUUUUACCGUUGCGCUGUGGAUGAAAUAUGAAAUCUUGGACGCUAACGGUCUGCAGUAUUUCAUGGGGACCAGCGGAAACAGAGAUGGUCUUAAAGGAUUUUUAAUUUAUCAAGAUUUUCCUUACGACAAGGAAGACCACUUGGCCAUUAAAGUAGAAAACGGCACGGUGCUAUGGAAACGAAGCUUCUCCGUGCCACGUAGCAAUUGGACGCACGUGACGUUCACGUGGGACGAGCGUGAAGGACUUGUGAUUUACUCGAAUGGUUCUAAUGUGGGUGGGGACCCAAAGGGGAAAACCACCAAACUCGAGAGGAGUUAUUUCACGAUGUUCACUCUCGGAAGACCAAAUAAUGUCUAUGCUUUUUCAAAAGCUGCGUAUGACGAGUUAGCAGUGUGGGAAAGAAAGCUUCAUCCCAGGGAAAUUGAAGCUAUUUAUCAACGAACUGCAGGCAUCGGGAUAACUCCUGAUUUAGAGGAAGCUAAACAGCGACUACUCAAGGACGGAAAAAAAGAAAUUAUGACGUUACUAUAUGUUGAAUGUGGCGUUGUUAUGUUUCUUUUCCUGUUAGUCUGUAUGUACUUCCCAAACAAACCUCCUCUACCACCAAGUAAAUCAGCGAGAAGAAAACGAGAAGACUUCUUCGCCGGCGCCAAACAAAUAUUUAAGAACAAGCAGUUCUGGACUCUUGCGCUGGUUUACGGAGUCACAACUGGUGUGUACAGUGGUUGGGGUGCCUCCUUAGCAGUUAAUCUAGAGACCUUCUCCAUCGGACAGAACGAGGCGGGUUGGAUCGGUUUUUACGCCACAUUAGCUGGUAUCGGAGCAGGUUUAAUCCUGGCAAGGUGCGCAGAUCUGUUUGGCGGCAAAAUGAAACUCCUUCUGCUCGUUCUGUUCUUCGGAGCCGCAGGUUGUUUCUUGUGGUUCUCGCUUCUUUGUCUGAGGAUGAUAGCAUAUGAUGACGCUGCCCUGUACAAAUCCAGUAUUUUAGGAGGAUUUUUCGUCAGUGGUACUAUUCCUCUGUUCUAUGAGCUGACGGUAGAGUCCACUUACCCAGUAGCGGAAGGAAUCACCACAGGAGCUUUGACUAUCAUUAAUAACACUUUUACUGUUAUCUUCCUGCUCGUCUUGAUGGUGCCUAAAGUCGGAACCGAAUGGAUGAACUGGUGCAUGUUUGGAGCAUGUGCGGGCUGUAUUCCAAUACUGCUGGGCUUCCAAGAAAACUACCGAAGACUCAACUUGGACAAAGACAAAAACCCCUCAAAAGAACCCAAGAAAAGGAGAGAAGACAAGAACUUAAAGAGACCAUCAUCUUCUUUCGGUUCAAUUAUCUCAUUUAAACAUCAUAAUGUCGACGAACUAGUUAAGAAACUAGAAAAUACCAGAGAAUCCAACAUAUGAUUUGUAUUUAUAUCUUUAAAAUGUGAUUAUAUUUAUUGACAUAAUGAGGAGCCAGUGAUCCAACUCUGGUUUGUUCCAUUCUAAUUUGAAAUAGGUUAGUGAUUCAUUGCAGAGAUAUGACUUGCGUUUAAAGAUGCAAAUAGGGAAACUUAGACGCCUUUGCAUUAAUGACCCGCGUACAAGACAACAACAAAAACAACAACAACAGUUCAUAGCAAGCAGGUUGAAAUAUGGCAGAGUUCAUCCAUAAACGAUAACACGAGAUAGUCGUGAUAGAUAAAGCAAGCUUUUUUCUUUUUCAAACCCGAGUGAACACAAUACCAACCAAAAUGCAAAGUUAUUAGUAUGAUUGGGCAGGGUUACUCACGAGGCUUAGUCACGGGACGUUCAGCAAGGUGCAUACACACGGAAUGAUAUCCUAAAAAGAAAAACUUAAGUCCUCUACAAUUUUUUUUCUUUUUUUUGUAAGUAACCAUAUAGGACUUCCGUCGCGCUUACUCCCAACUCUCCGCACCGUACGCUAUACAGUUCUUAUGAUGUUAGUUGGAGAAUUUGGUAUUGGAUCAACUUAAACUUCCUAAUUGAUAUUUUGCUUUAUUCUUAGCACUUACCCGCUUAAUAUUGUAUUAAUAUUGUAAGGAGAAAUUCUGUCUUGGUCACUCAUGGGAGUUAAAGGGUUAAGAGAUUGUAAGUUUCUGGGAACCGGAUUUCAAUUUAAAUUGUGGGUGUCUACUGCAGUGUCUUACAUCUAACCAUGGUCCUCCGUUUUAGGAGCUUGACUGAUUAAAUAAUAAUAACGACCGCCAUAAGGAAAAAGGGUAUUUAACAAGUAUUAAGAUGAUGCCAUUAAGGGAGAACUGACGCAUGUUCAGAGCAUGCGCGGGUUGCUUCAGCUGUCUUUUUCAUUGAGGGCCUAACAUUGAUUCAAUGGUUUUGACUGAGGUAGAUUAAACUGGUGGUAAAGCGGUAAAUUACAAUAGUAAUUCUUAAUAUUUGCCAUUUGUCAAGAAAAAAUCUUUUUUAUCUGAAAUAUCGCUGGCGAACAGUUUCUAAAUGUACUAAAUACAUCAAUAAAUUAAUAAAAGUUUUAUUAAAUGGGGACAAAAAAAUACUCAAAACAAUCGCUUAAAAAUUAUCUUUAAAUAAAGGACUUUGUACGAAAAAAGAUU
Molecule: messenger RNA, 4099 nt
Organism: Pocillopora verrucosa
Lineage: Eukaryota; Metazoa; Cnidaria; Anthozoa; Scleractinia; Pocilloporidae
Product: solute carrier family 49 member 4 homolog
Biological process (GO): transmembrane transport
Cellular component (GO): intracellular membrane-bounded organelle; membrane
Molecular function (GO): transmembrane transporter activity
Source: RefSeq, a predicted model, not a curated record